AUGGAGAAGGAUAGAGUUUGGGAGAUGCGGCCAUGGCUUGCUUGGCAGAGUCGUCUUGCGGGGCACCCGGGGUGUCUCGUUCAAAGCACGCGAUCAUGGGCUUCCGAUCAGUUAGAGCCCAUCCAGCAUUGCGAGCACCAGUGUAGCAACCGCUCGCGACAACGACUUGUCGCGAUUGACUGGUCAAGUUCUGUAUAUCAUCUACUUGAUUAUGCAGUGUUGUCGGUGGUCUUGCGCUCCGCCACGCCUCGUCAGCUUCUACAACAUGUCAAUCUGAGACAAGGCCGCGGCAGGAUCGGGCGACCGGCCCGUAGUGGACUUAUCGGGAACUCGCUGGCUGGUUCGUGGGAAGUCGGGGACUCUCUCUUGCGGGUGGUGGCAAUCUCGCUUGCAGGAUACCAGUACGGUAGGGCCGGCAAUCAGGGUAGAGUUGCCAUAGCAGGGCAGGAGCACAAUUCCCAACCCCAGGCUGAGCUCAUUCAGACUGGCGAUGGCGUUCGCGGUGGAUCGGACCCUCGCUUCCCGCUGGUGGCGCUCCGUGACUGGCUGGAUGUAGACGGGGGCCUAUUCUGGCGCGCGCUGAGUUCCCUACAACAACCGCCUGUGAUGCCAAUGGCACCAAUGGCUUCCAGCGGGCGCGCCCACCUGGCGUUGGACCCCCAGAAUCACCACUUGCUUUGCAAACACGCCAAUUGUCACACUUUGUCCGUUGAUGCCGUCAGUCGCGCGGAAAUGGCCUGGCCAACCCAGGCGGGCCGGAAAGCCGUUUUGCAUCUCAAACCCAGACCAUCUCUGAUCCUUACAUCUCGCAUCUCGAUACGUCUUUACUUGAUCAUUUUUUCGACGUUUCGUUGCCGCCUUCUUGUCGCUCAUCAUGGGCUGUCGAGUCUGUCGCGCGCGCAAGCUAAUCAUUCGAUCCCAACCCUUCAGGUCAAAUGUGACGGCCGGCCCAACGGCUGCCGCAACUGUGAGCGUCUGCAGCUCGACUGCGUCGCCGACGACGGCACGCCCGCCUCGGCCGCCUCGUCCGCCGCCGCGGCCAGCACCGUCAAACGCUCCUCGUCGGCCUCGGCCGCCGCCCUCAAGAAGAUCCGCACCUACCGCUCCUGCAACGCCUGCCGGCUGUCCAAGACCAAGUGCGACGGCGACCGCCCCAAGUGCGGCCGCUGCACCGUCAAAAAGGUCGACUGCGUCUACGAUGGCGGUUCGGCCCCGCGCUGGACGCGCAACCUCGACCGUCCCGCGCUGGUGUCCGGUGCUGCCGAGGCGGCCGGCGACGGCGGUCUGCUGCCGACCGUCGAAAAGGAGCGUUCGGCGUUUCUCGCCGGCGAGAGGCGCUUGCCGCCCAGGCAGGACGACACACCUGCCAACUCGGACACAGGCGGCGAGGGAUCGCAGAGCGGCCGUGAGGGAGUGUCGAUCCCGGAGGGACAGUCUUGUCUACCCAACGGACGCAAUCUGCGCCGCGUUGUUGAGCAGUACUUUACAAAUCUACAUCCCCUGCGCUGCUUUGCCUUUGUCCACAAACCUACGUUUAUGCGGCAGCUGGACAAGGGACUGACGACAGACGAUGAGUCUGCCCUGCUGCACAUUGUGUGCGCCCACGGCGCCAACAACACCGGCCUCAUCACGGCAGCGGGAAGUCAGUGGGCCAAGCGCGCCGAGUAUCUGCUCCUGGCCAACUUUGGCAAGAUUUCCGUCCAGCGAUUAAUGACUGCCAUUCUAUUACACGAAUUCCACUUUCGUCACGGCGAGUACUCGCAGGCUCUGAUGAUGAGCGGCCUGGCCGUGCGCAUGGCCCACGCUCUCAAAAUCAACUCGGAGCACUCCCCCGACAUCAUGUGCUCCGACGUCGACGAGGCGGCGCCGUCGGUCGUCUCCCGCGAGAGCCGCCGCCGCCUGAUGUGGGCGUGCUACAUCCUCGACGCCUGGGCGGGCAGCGGCAUCGACCAGCUAACGCUGCUGCGCGAAAACGACAUCAAGAUUCAGCUGCCCUGCAACGAGCGGAACUUUGGCCUCCGCAUCGCCUCCGUCACCGAGACGCUCGGCGUCGGCCACGUGCUGCAGUUUCUCCCGCCCUCGGUGGUGCCGCGCCGGCCGGCUGAGAACAUGGGCAUCAUGGCCUAUUACAUUCGCAUCGUUACGCUUUGGAAAAAGAUUGUUCGAUACGUCAAUCGUCUGGAUACGAGCCUCGAUGGCACCUCGCCACCGUGGCUGCCCGAGUCCGACUUUGCCGCCCUGGAUGCCGAUCUGCGGCUGUGGCGCCGGGAGCUGCCCGACUUUGUCGAGUACUCGGCCGAGACCAUCUAUGCGCGUCUCGACUCCAAUCAGCUCGGGGCGCUGGUCCUCAUUCACUGCACCUACCACCACAACUACCUCGAGCUGUACAAGCUCUCCAUGCCCGACCUCUUCAAGCUGUCCAAGCCGCUGUCCAUCCCGCCCGAGCACCAGGAGUUCUUCCAGGCCGCGCAGGCCAACUGCUACCACCACGCGCAGCAAAUCGCCGACAUCCUGGCCGAGGCUGCCGACCACGGCGCCCGCCUGCUCUCAGACAGCCUGCUCCCGUACUUUGUCUACGACAGCAGCCGCGUCAUGCUCUACUACGUUGCGCGGCUGCUCGACCCCAACCGGCUCGACGCCCAGGACAAGGUGCGCGAUGCCAUCCACGCAGUGGAGAGCAACAAUCGCGUCUUGCGCAUCAUGGUCGCUCUCUUUCCCAUUGCGCAAUCGCUAUCCAUCACCAUUGAGCGAUGGUUGUUUAAACUGAAACAGGCGACAAACAGGGAAGACCUCCUUCACAGACUGCAGUCAGAAACGCGCGCCGACAUUCCCGGCGCUGUAUUUCCUCCCAACAGCCCCCAAGAUAACAGCGAUUUGACGCUGCCGUCCAUUUCUCUGCACUCGCUCGCGCGCACCGGCGUUGGCGCACGCCGGGCCGCCGAGCGCUCCUCCGUGUCUACGCCCAGCAUCAGCACGCCCAACAUCAGCCUGGCCACGCCCGGCAUCAGCUGGAGCGCGACGACGGUGCCGUCGACGCCGGCGAGCGCGAGCUCGUGGGACCACAUGAGCGCCGCGCACCAGCUCGCGGGCCUGAGCCACCAGGACGCGACGCCCAACGUGGCGCGGUCAGGCCUCCAGCACGAGCGCCCCGUGGCGACGCAGCAGCUAAUCCCGGUGCCGCGACGACCCGCGCCCGCGGCGGCGCCCAUGUACGAGGCGCUCGACCUCGACGACUUGCAGAAUUUCCUGUCGUGGGACAUGUACGGGAUCCGCGACAUGGGGGAUCCCAUCAUCGACGAGGCCGCGGACGACAUGGCGCUGUCAUGUCGUGCUCGGGAUGGCGACGACGGGCCGGCCGAUGGUGCCAUUUGCAUAGUGGAGACGCCGUGCCCCGACUGGCCGGAGCGGAUCCUCGCCCGGGUCGUCGCUUCCGACGUGAUGUCGAUGGAAGAGAUGAUUCGGGCUUCGUAG
This is a messenger RNA of Cordyceps militaris CM01, 3471 nucleotides long. RefSeq names its product Fungal transcriptional regulatory protein. Gene Ontology annotation, biological process: regulation of DNA-templated transcription; DNA-templated transcription. Gene Ontology annotation, cellular component: nucleus. NCBI's taxonomy places the organism in Eukaryota, Fungi, Ascomycota, Sordariomycetes, Hypocreales, Cordycipitaceae. Bases 1 to 3471 code for a protein of 1156 amino acids. The transcript is spliced from 12 exons. The record is from RefSeq and is a predicted model, not a curated record. Gene Ontology annotation, molecular function: zinc ion binding; DNA binding; DNA-binding transcription factor activity, RNA polymerase II-specific.